UCACAUUUGACUGAAUUACUCCAAGAAAUAAUGCAUCUUUCUUCUAUUUAUGCCAGUGAGGCAAAGUGACAAAUGAAUGGUCUUCUAUUAGAUGGCAGGAAGUACAUACAGUAAUUAAUGUAGCCACAUUUUGUGAGAUUUUUGUUUGUCGGUGUGCCGUGAUUGUUCACUUGUGAAAUAUGUGCCUUGGCUCCAUAAAGGUUGGAAAUCACUGCAGUACAGGCAUGCUGAAGCGCACUAAAUACAGCCGCCUGCACAAUGAUUCAAGAAGCUCCCAGGACGACUGCUCCGGCCACUCGGACUCUGAUUUCGCCCACGACGCGUCAUCCGCCCCGAGGGACUCGGCACCCGGCGUGCCGUCGCAGAGUCCCCCGCAGGGGUCGAGUGCGGCCCCCGGGGCCGGAAGCGUUGAUGAGCAGUGCAGUGGCACCAAACCCCCCAAGAGACCAAUUAGCUUCCAUCACACGUGCAGCUUCCCAGGGACGCCGAGCUGUUCUUCUUGCGCUCUACACAAAUGCAAGCAGUGCUCUUCAGCGGUCCAUAGAGCGGUCCACCAUCACAUCAAGUAUAUGGGUAGCGUGGAGGUGACCCGUUCCAUGAGAACCCUCGACUUUGACACAAGGAAGCAAGUCACGCGAGAGGCAAUCAACAGAUUGUGCAAGAGGACGGCGGCCAGGAGCACAGACAAAGCAACAAGUCCCGAACACAAGCAUGUGUCCUGUGUUCUGGGUCGGAGCAACCUGCAGUUUGCGGGCAGGCGGGUCAUCCUUAGCGUCUCCGCAGACACGCUCACCCUCCUGGCCGCCUCCUCGCAGAGAAUCACCCAACAUUCCAUCCAGGCAAUUUCGUUCGCCUCAGGGGGAGACCCAGACAUGGAAGACUACAUUGCAUAUGUAGCCAAAGAUCAAGUCAAUCAAAGAGCAUGUCACAUCCUGGAGUGUCUUCAAGGCCGAGCGGCCGAGGUGAUCCGCAGCAUCGGUUGGGCCUUUGAGUCGCGCUUCAAACAGCUUCUCUGUCAUGUGCCGUCACUCAUCUCCGCUGAUCCCAGAUCUGCGGGGAGAAUCUGCAACAAAUGGCUAUCGGAGGAGACUUUAAUGGAGCCAAAAGAUGCCGAUGAGGAUAAUAUUGAUGGUAACAGUGAACAUCAUCACUACUACAAUGUGAGUCCGGGGAACACGCCACCCCUUGGACAAGGCGUUGACCUGUGGGUCACAAGGGCAGAGAAUGAACAGAUUGCCUCCUCUCCAGCUGUUGCACUCUGCGAGAAUUGUUCCAUCAAGCAGGAUCCAGAUGCUCGAACAACAGAGCCAGCGGAGUCUGAGACGAGGAGUAAACGAUGUUCCGCUCCUUGCGAAACAAACAUCGGGAACCCGAUCCAGGAGGAGGGUUGGUUCCACGGCAGGUUAGGAAGAGAGCGGGCCGAGUCGCUUCUCUCGUGUAACGGAGACUUCCUGGUACGAGAAAGCAGCUCGGCCCGUGGUCAGUACGUGCUCAGCGGGAUGGACGGAACCGCCGUGCGACACCUGCUGCUGGUCGAUCCGCACGGCCAGGUCCGGACCUGUGACCAGGUCUUCCUUAGCGUGGGCCACCUGGUUCGGUUCCACAUGCACCACCGGAUACCCAUCGUGACCGGGAGCAACCGGCUUUGCCUCCAGCAGCCAAUCCUGCAAAGACACUAACGUGUACACGCAGGCAUUCUCUACGUUUGCCUCCGUUUGAGCAUGCAGCCGUACUAGUACUCCUUCGUUCCUCCCUAGUAAGGCAAUAGUCGAACGACUGUGUCUUACUAGUAACGUUUUCCUCCGCUAUAGAGCAACUUUUGGCCAGCUAGUAAGCUAAGCUAAGCUAAGCUAAGCUUCCCAUUGUUCCAAAGUAUAUAUUUAGUAUAGUUAUAUUUAACCGUUUGCAAGGAACAACUCAAGAAGUGGCUCCUCUUUUGUUCAUAUUCGUAUCUAAUUGACUCCUACUUGUGUUAAUUAUUAUAAAUUGCAUAUAUAUACAUGCAUGAAUUUGGAUUUUACGUAGACACAGUCAUUGCAAUUUGGAACUCCACUGGGUACAAGAUGGCUUUUUCUGUCCACUAUUUCUCACAUCCACUUUGUCCCUGCCUGACUUCCGAAGCACAAUGGCCACAGUUGUUUGUCGGCAGAUUUUCAGUAUUUGCAAAAAGCGAUAUACAUACAAAAUGAACAGAUACGAUUCGAAGCGUGAAGCUCAAAUAUUAUACUGUAUAGAUUCCAACUCCGAUCUAAUUUUGACAUUAAAAAUGUUGAUUGUUUAUGGUUUUAUAGCUUUUUUUGUGUAUAGAUUAUAAUAGUUCCCUUUUCACAGUUUCAGCAAAAUACUGUUCCCCUUUAUAUUCAUUAAGUAUAUAUAAUGACAAUUAAAGCAUGCAUUUUAAAAAUAUAUCAAUACAUAUUGAUUCUUUAGUUUUUUUUAAAUACCUGUAUUAUUCAAAUGUAUAGGAACAGCCACAUACCAAACAGAUUCUUUUGAUUAGUCCACAAUGUUCCAAGUUUGAGCUUAAAGAUUUAAAUUGAGUACAUAUUUAAGGAUAAGGGAUUUUGCACCUCUUUAUAAACAUACAUCAUCUAGAUGAGAUCACUGUCAAUGUGAAAGGAUUGUAUUUUUUUUUUAAAUAACCUUGAAAAGUAUCGCCUUUAUUCAAUAUUCACAAUCUAGUCUUCCAUUAUAGUCCAAAUUUUGUAAAGGCCUUUCUAUUUGUGAUAUUCAUUAAAAUGCUCUUGUAUGACUUUCA
Molecule: messenger RNA, 2758 nt
Organism: Phyllopteryx taeniolatus (common seadragon)
Lineage: Eukaryota; Metazoa; Chordata; Actinopteri; Syngnathiformes; Syngnathidae
Product: SHC-transforming protein 4-like
Exons: 12
Coding region: 180-1679 (499 amino acids)
Biological process (GO): intracellular signal transduction; cell surface receptor protein tyrosine kinase signaling pathway
Cellular component (GO): plasma membrane
Molecular function (GO): receptor tyrosine kinase binding
Source: RefSeq, a predicted model, not a curated record